Acyrthosiphon pisum (pea aphid) is the source of this 1184-nucleotide messenger RNA. Its product is annotated as homocysteine S-methyltransferase YbgG. Gene Ontology annotation, biological process: S-methylmethionine cycle. Bases 164 to 1093 code for a protein of 309 amino acids. Lineage: Eukaryota; Metazoa; Arthropoda; Insecta; Hemiptera; Aphididae. Gene Ontology annotation, molecular function: S-adenosylmethionine-homocysteine S-methyltransferase activity. The record is from RefSeq and is a predicted model, not a curated record. The transcript has 5 exons.
UUAUUUGCGAUUGACAUAUUUUGUUUAAUAAUUUAUUUUACCUUAUCAAUUAUCAGCUGUUGAAUGUUUUAAGUGUUUACAGUUUAACGUGUCUUUUUUGUGCACAUAAUAACUUAAGUACAAAAAAAUAAAUAAUUUUCUUCUAGAAUUAAUAGAAUAUUCGAUGAUACUAAGUAACAAAAUGUACCUCCUGGAUGGCAGCUUUAUCAGUGGUGUAACACCUUAUGUAGAUAUUGACAGUGUUAUGAAACAUCCACUUUGGGGAUCACAUUUGCUUUUAAACAACGAAGAUGCUGUUAUUCGUGGGCACAAAGAUUACAUUAAAGCUGGAGCCGAUUUUUUAACCACCAUCACAUACCAAGCGAGCAUUAGAGGCUUUCAAAAAUAUUUGGACCUAGAUUAUGAUCAGAGUUAUGAAUUGAUUAAGAGAUCUGUAAUAAUUUGUCGGCAAGCAAUAACAGAGGAAAAUGUAGAACGAAAUAUACAAAUAAUGGGAUCUGUUGGUCCGUAUGGCGCCUCAUUACGUGAUUGUUCAGAAUAUAAUGGUAAUUACAUUGACACCAUGAAUUUAAAAGAGUUAUAUGAUUGGCAUAAGCCUCGAAUUCAAGCAUUGGUGGAGGCUGGAGUCGAUGUAAUGCUUUUUGAAACCAUACCUUCUGUCAUUGAGGCUACUAUUUUGCUAAACAUACUGACUGAAUUUCCAAAUCAAAAAGCAUGUUUAUCGUUCUCAUGCAAGGAUGGCAAUCAUUUGAGUCACGGUGAAACAUUUUCAAGUGCUGUUGAAAUGUUCUGGUCAAACGAUUACUGUAAACAGUUAAUUGCCAUUGGUAUGAACUGUUUGCACCCAAAAUUUAUUACACCACUUUUGAUGUCUGUAAAGACUAAAAAUGUUAAUUUUAUUACUUAUCCAAACGGAGGUGGCAUUUGGGAUAUCACUAAAAAUUGUUAUGAUGAUACUCAAAUAUAUAAAGUUUCUAUAGAUGAUCUUAACAUAUGGAAUAAAAAAGGAUUAAAAAUAUUUGGAGGCUGUUGUAAAACUGAUGCUAUUGAAAUAGCACGUUUGAGAAGUUUAAUAGAUGAUCUACAUUUAUAAUGCAAUUUUUAUAAUUUUAAUGUUUUUAUGAUUUUUGUUUACAUGUUAUUGUUAAUUAUGGACUUUGAUGUAAAAUGUAUUUAUAUUUUUU